UUGGCUCCCAAAAAAAAAAAAAUCUGCGGGGGAGACUCUCUCUCUCCCCUCUGCUUUUUGUUCAAUUAAUGAGAUCACCCAUCACCUCUACAGCUACACUGCACAAUCUCUCUCUCUCUCUCACUCCCACACUCUGUCUGUCAAUGAACUGUUCUUGAUUUCCAGAACUCCCGAAAGCUCAUAAUCCCAAUGGAUUAUCUUUGACCACGAAUUGAAGAGAAGGGUUGUCCACAUUUUUCAAUAUAAAAAAGCCGGUGAAAAGAUCUUAGCUUGAACAGAUGUGUAGCUAAGGCAUUCCAUUGGAGAUCUGUAUUUGGCGAAGGAGGAGAAGUCUUUGUCUUGUUAUUGGAUCCAGGACCCUAUGUUCUUCGACUGGACAGGCUUCAACAAUGGGGGGUUGUGUAUCGACUAGCAGCAAGAGCACCUGCAGUAGCAGGAGCAAUGGAGAGCCAUUGCCUCCGCCAUGUCUUGGAAUCGGUUUUUGCAGGAGCAGACGGACAAAGAGAACAUUUUCAGACCACAUCAUUUCAUUGCAGAACUUGGCUGGUAUCCCUAAUCGGAUUGUCACCAGUGGGAAGAGCAGGAAUUCUUGCAUUUUCACUCAGCAGGGGCGCAAGGGGAUCAAUCAGGAUGCCAUGAUUGUGUGGGAAGAUUUCAUGUCUGAGGAUGUGACCUUCUGUGGUGUGUUUGAUGGUCAUGGCCCUUAUGGGCAUCUUGUUGCCCGUAAAGUGAGAGAUGCAUUGCCUGUGAAGUUGAUGUCGUUCUUGCAUUCACUUCAGUCAAAGCAAAACACAUCUAGAGGAUCUCGUUUCGGAAGAAGUUCAAGUAAAUCUGAUGCCCCAGAAGCUGAGAAAGUAGAUGGAUCUUCUGAGGAUAAACUGAGUUGCUUGUGGAGAGAAGCAUUCUUGAAAUCAUUCAAGGCCAUGGACAAGGAGCUGAGAUCUCAUCCUAAUCUUGACUGUUUCUGCAGUGGCAGCACGGCUGUUACAAUUGUGAAACAGGGGUCCAGUCUCUUCAUGGGAAACAUUGGGGAUUCGAGGGCAAUCCUUGGAUCCAAAGAUAGUAAUGAUUCGAUGGUGGCAAUUCAGUUAACUGUUGAUCUGAAGCCUGACUUACCGAAGGAAGCUGAGAGGAUCAAACGCUGUAAAGGUCGGGUCUUUGCGCUGCAAGAUGAGCCAGAGGUGCCACGAGUCUGGCUGCCGUUUGAUGAUGCACCUGGGCUAGCCAUGGCCCGGGCAUUCGGUGAUUUCUGUCUGAAAGAGUAUGGAGUCAUCUCCAUACCCGAGUUCUCUCACCGGGUUCUUACAGACAGAGAUCAGUUCAUCGUUCUUGCAUCAGAUGGAGUCUGGGAUGUAUUGAGCAAUGAAGAAGUGGUUGAGAUCGUGGCAACGUCUCCAAGCCGGGCAUCAGCUGCUAGGAUUCUGGUGGACGCAGCUGCACGGGAAUGGAAACUCAAGUACCCGACUUCGAAAAUGGAUGAUUGUGCAGUGGUGUGUUUGUUUUUGGACGGAAAGAUGGACGUCGAGUCGGAUUAUGAGGAGCAGGGGUUCUCCUCUGCAACAAUUCAGAGCAAUCAUUCGGGCAAUGCAGGAGAAUCUGACGAUGGACAGAGAUCAGAGCCAUGUCUCCAGAGAAACUUCACUGUCAGAUCAGACCAAGAUAGCAAUGCUUACGUGAGAAUUCAGACGGAAAAUGAUGCAGAAGAGGAGGAGGAGGAGAAAACUGGAGAAGAACAGAACUGGUCGGGACUUGAAGGUGUUACCAGGGUGAACUCCCUUGUUCAGCUUCCGAGAUUCUCGGAAGAGAAACUGAUGCCUUGAGACCAUGAUUGUAUGCUGUUUUAGGAAAGUGAAACAUGAAGUGUGUUUUGUUAGCGUAACGCCCUGAGCAUUGUGAACUGAGGACGCCAUUGCCGGGGGCUCAGUUGGCUAUGCUCUGGUGUAGUUCUGCUUCUGUUUGAUGUAAUGAAUUUGCAGAAGAGGUUUGAAUCUUGAUCAUCAAAUGUA
This is a messenger RNA of Tarenaya hassleriana, 2006 nucleotides long. Its product is annotated as probable protein phosphatase 2C 52. The record is from RefSeq and is a predicted model, not a curated record. Gene Ontology annotation, molecular function: protein serine/threonine phosphatase activity. Gene Ontology annotation, biological process: protein dephosphorylation. Lineage: Eukaryota; Viridiplantae; Streptophyta; Magnoliopsida; Brassicales; Cleomaceae. Bases 390 to 1820 code for a protein of 476 amino acids. The transcript has 6 exons.